AUGGCGCUGGGCGCAUCCGCUUCAUCACUCUCUGCGGCAAAAGUUGCCCUUCGGAAGCAGGUGCGCGCUAGCCUGAAGAUCCUAGAUGACGCAGAGCUGAACCGCCAGAGCGAGGCUGUUUGCGAACGACUGGUGCGAAGCAGCUUCUUCGCCGCGAGCCAGAAGAUCGGUGUCUUUCUCGCGAUGCCCAUGGGAGAGCUUCGAACUGGGCCCGUCUUGCAGCAAGCGUACGCGAGUGGCAAGCAGGUGUUCUGCCCUCGUGUGAUGGGGGAUGGAUGGAUGGAGUUCUUCGAGGUGAGGAGCUUGGAGGAGGCAGCAGCGCUGCCACUGUCCAAGUGGAAGAUCCCUGAGCCCCCGGAGCAUUUUCCCCGAGCGGAUCCAUGGGAUUUGGACCUGAUGCUGGUCCCGGCUGUUGCUUUGGACCUGGCUCGACGGCGCUGUGGCCAGGGCAUGGGCUUCUACGAUCGCUAUGUGCAGCGCGCCAAGCAGCGACCAGACGGAAGCCGGCCUUUACGCACCAUUGGCUUGGGACUUUUGCAGCAGCGCCAAGAGGAAGUGCCCUGCGAGCCCCACGAUGAACUGUUGGAUGCAGUCGUGUUUCCGGAUUGCGAUGUUUUUCCAGAGGAGCGGCCCCCAAACGACCGCGAGGGGUAG
Molecule: messenger RNA, 654 nt
Organism: Symbiodinium natans
Lineage: Eukaryota; Dinophyceae; Suessiales; Symbiodiniaceae
Source: the annotation of a GenBank genome assembly